Pelmatolapia mariae (spotted tilapia) is the source of this 8187-nucleotide messenger RNA. RefSeq names its product zinc finger protein 292b (gene znf292b). Gene Ontology annotation, cellular component: nucleus. Gene Ontology annotation, biological process: regulation of transcription by RNA polymerase II. NCBI's taxonomy places the organism in Eukaryota, Metazoa, Chordata, Actinopteri, Cichliformes, Cichlidae. Gene Ontology annotation, molecular function: DNA binding; DNA-binding transcription factor activity, RNA polymerase II-specific. The transcript is spliced from 8 exons. The record is from RefSeq and is a predicted model, not a curated record. The coding region runs from base 8 to 7672 and encodes 2554 amino acids.
UGUGAAGAUGGCGGACGAGGAGGCCGAACAGGAUCGUAGUCCUGCCAUCGGUAUCAGUGAAACGACUGAGGAACUUAAAAAACGUUUGCAAGAAUUGCAAGAAAUCUUGAGUAGAGAAAGCAUCGACUCUCCAGAAGAAUCAUCUUCGAAGUAUUGUCAAGAGUUUUGUGGGACAUUGUUGGAGUAUGCAGGUCGGUGGAGGGUGGAGGAGGAGCCUUUGCCUCUGGUGAAAGUGUACACGGUGGCCCUGGUGAAUUAUGCCCAUGCUUCUCCAUACCUCUCUCUGCAGUGUGAAAAUGUUUCUCUUGUGGUUGAGAGACUCUCACUGAGUUUCCUCGAGCUUUUACUCUCACUGAAGGAUAUUCCACAUGCCGUAUGGAACGAGUUGAAGUCAUGUGUUCAGUUUGCUCACAGCAAGCUUAAACAGAAUGGAAUCGCUCAGCUGUCCCCGUUGUCUGCUUUGGGCGAAUAUGACGGUGUUUGGUCCAACAGGACGCUGCAAGGCCUUCUGUCCAAUGAAAACCUUCCUACAGAACAAGUUGAGCAAUUCCUAGCACAGGAGGGAAUCGUACUGUUGGGGAUGAGAGUGAAGCAGCUGAUGAAGGAGAAGCAGCUAGAGAAGGCUGCACUGCUGGCAAAGACCUGCUGCCAGUCCUCAGCCUUCCAAGUGAACGGAUCCUUCAAGCAGCUGUAUCUUGUGUGCCUCUGUGGUACUGCAGAGCAGAAUCAGCUUAUGGAGGAGCUUUCAAAGGAGGACUGCCGUGAUGCAUUAGAGAUGAUUUGCAACCUAGAGUCUGAGGGAGACGACAAUGCAGCUUUCAGUUUAUGCUCGGCCUUCCUGACCCGGCAGCUUCUCCAAGGAGACACAUACUGUGCUUGGGAACUCACACUGUUUUGGAGCAAGCUGCUGAAGCGAUUGGAACCAUCAGAGCAGGCCUUUCUUGACAGAUGUCGCCAGAUGUCUUUAUUGUCAAUUACUGUGUACCACAUCCUGUUCCUCAUCAAGGUUAUUCAGUCAGAGAUUGACCAUGUUGGCCUGCCAGUGUGCAUCGAAAUGUGCAUCAGGGCUCUACGGAUGGAAUCAGGUGAUGGGAACAGUAAAGCCACUGUGUGUAAAACAAUUUCCUGUUUGCUUCCAUCUGACUUGGAAGUGAAGCGAGCCUGUCAGCUGACAGAGUUCCUCCUAGAACCCACUGUUGAGUCUUACUAUGCUGUGGAGACUCUUUAUAAUGAACCUGAUCAAAAACUAGAGGAGGAGGAUUUGCCGGUUCCCAACUCGCUGCGAUGUGAACUCUUGCUAGUGUUAAAAACUCAGUGGUCCUUUGACCCAGAAUUUUGGGACUGGAAAGCGCUAAAGCGUCACUGCUUGGCACUAAUGGGCGAAGAAGCUUCCAUAGUGUCAUCGAUUGAUUUGCUGAAUGAUACAGAGAGCCCUGAAGAAGAGGAGGACGUCAUGAGCCUAAGGGGGUUUAAUAAUGUUCCAGACCACUUAGUUACUGGCACCUACGAACUCAAAGAUGUUACAGACAAGAAACAGAAAAACCGAGAAAUGAAGAAACUGAGAGAAAAAGGUUUUAUAUCUGCCAGGUUCAGAAACUGGCAGGCCUACAUGCAGUACUGUGUGCUGUGCGACAAAGAGUUUCUCGGCCAUAGGAUUGUACGACACGCACAGACUCAUCUAAGCAAGGGAAUGUACACCUGCCCAAUAUGUGCUCAGACAUUUACCUCAAAAGACACAUUAAUUCCCCAUGUAACAUCACAUGUGAAACAAUCGUGCAAGGAAAGGCUGACUGCACUGAAAACAAGCAAGAAACUGGCUAAUCCCAAAACAGCUGCCCCUGUUAUUGCAGCCUUUGAGUCCAAAACGCAGCACAAUCUUUCUGUAAAUGGUGACCCCUUAGGGUGUAACGGGGGGUUGGCUUACAAGGGUCAGACCAGUGUGGCUAGGUUUAACGUGGAGUGUAGUGAGGACAACAUGUGCCCUGUUGGAAAAUGCAGGAGGAGCUUCAAAUUUUUCAAAAAUCUUAUUGCACAUGUCAAAGCUCAUGGGGAUAAUGAGGAAGCAAAGACUUUCCUUGAGAUGCAGAGCAAAAAGGUUGUUUGCCAGUACUGCCGUCGCCACUUCAUUAGUGUCACUCAUCUUAAUGAUCACUUGCAGGUCCACUGUGGUGUAAAGCCUUACAUCUGCAUACAGUUGAACUGCAAGGCAAGUUUCUUGUCCAACACUGAGCUCCUAAUACAUAGGAAAACACAUUCUGUGUUUAAAGCUAAAUGCAUGUUUCCAAACUGUGGAAAAAUUUUCAAUGCAGCCUUCAAACUGUAUGACCACGAGGCACAGCAUUAUAAAACUUUUACCUGUAGAGUUGUGGACUGUGGAAAAGUAUUCCAUUCACAACAGCAGCUGGAUUUACACCAGGACAGGCAUGUGACUCAAGAAGAGGAAAACCAGUCCUCUGAACAGACCCUACAAAAUGGGCAACCUAGCCCUUCACUCGCUGAGCAAAUGCAACAGGAGAACUGGAGCACUGAAAUAGAGAGUGUUGAUCAAGAUCGUGGACGGCUGCCGGUACCCACUGAGACUUUGCUGACAUCUUCACAAGAACCUGUGGACACAUUAAAACAAUAUACAAGCGAACAUGAAGACACAGCUUUUUCAAGCAGUCAUACACACAAUUUAAGCAAUUCUGUGAUUCAGUCUGUCUGUUCCAGCUUGUCUGAAACUCAAAGAUAUAGAGAUAAUUUGGCUGAUUAUCAAAGAGUGCCCCAACAGAAUCAGUCCGUACCUUCAUUUGAAGCCAGUUUAAAUAAUGUCUUACAUAGCCAACCGCAGAUGUUCUCUAAUAUUCAGAAAACUGAUUCAGUUAAUUACAACUCUAACUUAAAUUUGCCAGUACAGCAAGAGCCACCGUCUACUAGCAACUCCUUAACAGUACAGCUGCCUCACAACUCUGUAGAGCCUGCAGUUUUGCAGCCACUCCCUCCAACAGUAAGUCCUCAGCAGCUAGCUGGGAACAGAGCGGACAACUCUCCAGAACAGAGAGAGCGAUUUCACUGCGCAUUAGAAACAUGUCCGAGGCAUUACAGCUCCUACAGGAGUGUCACCAAGCACAUGAAAGCGGUUCACCCAGAUUUCUAUGAACAAUGGAAAGUUGCUCGAACUAACAUCAAAACAACCUAUGCUCCAGCACAGAGCAAAUCGUCUGUGGAGCAUCUCAGUUCAGUCUCGCAGCUUCAGAACCAGCAAAAGAGUAGAGUAACAAUUCAUGGAGUUCAGAGACAGAACGUUAUCCAAUCACCUCCUUAUACCAACAUGGGUAACAGUUUAAACUAUUCUGACCUGCACUCGCUUUCUUCACCAGGCCUCACCCAUAAUGGUUCGCUGCUAAUGGCAAAUGUUUUGAAUCCCAUUGUUCUCUCUCAGUUAGGGAGCAAUAGAAAUCCCACAAUAGAACACCCUCAAGCUUCAGGCAGUCACAGUUGGCAUCCAGUUGCUGGAAGCGAACAAGUUCAAAACUGUGGUUCUUCUCAAGUCUAUCCACCUAGCCUGCAAGCGAGCCUGCAAAUGACUCCUAAUAGUGCUGUUGUGCCGCUUGGUGUUCCAUCCUGUUCUGUGAUGGGAUCAGUUACGGAGAGACCAGCAGAGUCCUUGCAGUCACCACAGAACAGUAGGCCCCAGCCAGUUCGUCCCUCGUACGUGAAUGGUGCCAAGGAAGUGUCGGAACAAACUGAUGCCUGUCCAUCAUAUUCAUCACAGAUUCAAAGCAGUUUAGCCCCUGGUGCCAAGAUACCUGAACAAACAAAAACUGUGCAAAAUCAUCUACAGAUGAAUUUUCCUUCUGCAAACAACGAAAUCCAAAAGAGUAGUACGGUCCUACCUAUAAAUGGCCCCAUUGUCGCCGAAGAUGAGGUGCGACGCAGAAAAAACAAAAGGAUUAAAUGGCCAGCGAUUAUUAAGGAUGGGAAAUUUGUUUGUCGGAGGUGUUUUAGACAGUUUAAUAGUCCUAAAUCCCUCGGAGGCCACUUGUCCAAACAAACAACUUGCAAACCCUACGGUGAUUCAGAACUGAAUGCAGAUUUGCCAAGAUCAUUCCUUGAUCUUAAUUCAGAUCAAACAGUUGGCACCCCUCAACUUUCUUAUAACCCUGCUGCUGUGUACCAGGAGAAACAUCAUCAAUCUGUAACAAGUGCUUCAGCAGCUACAAAAGAUUACCCCACACGUAAUUAUCCACCAAAUAACUUGCAGACAUAUGGCAGCAAUGAGGCAAAUGAUGAUAUUCUUAAACAAAUUAUGACUGAAUCCAACAUGUCUGAUCUCUUUGUGCACACACCUACCCCACAGACAAUGUUCCAAAACCCCUGUGUUCCCCUAGGAGCUGGUGAGCGUUUGAUAGGUGGCUCAGUAAUACAGCACACAGAAAAUGUUCAGGUGAAGCAAGACGGCUCAUACAGUUCAGCCCAUUAUCCUCAGCCAAGUAUGGAUAUAUUUGCUGGAACAGAAUUCCCAGACCCACUGUUUUCACAAAUCCUCACAGAAAACCCUUCUGCGGCUGUCCCCAGAUCUGUCCCUAAAAACGAGACUCCUGCGGAGAUCCACAAUGAAGGAUAUCAGUCUGACACUAUCCACACACCAGAUCCAGAUUUAAACUCAGUGACACACACACUGAUACCUGAAAAUCAGCUUAGUCCAGCAGCAAUAAGUAGCAGUCAGAUUGAGGUGCAGAGAAAAGCUUUUGACCAAGGCAUUAAAAAGAGACUGCGUGAGCAAAUUUUGGCUGGCGACUUGCAGCGUCGGAACAGCAUGUGUAACUCCUCCGACGCUGAUGCUAAAGCCAUAUCGCUCGAUCCAGCAGGUACCUCUUCCAAUAAUUCUGGAUAUAAUCCAUUGUCUAAUGAUGCAAAGACAGAUUUUGUUAGUCAAGGGCAAGUUAUUGAAGAAAAUUCUGUAGUUAUGCCACAGACCUCUGAUGAAAUUGAACUAUUGCUGAACACACAAAGUUUUACUUGUUUCAGAGAUACUGUUAUACCACAACAGGAGGUACUAAGUCCCAGAGUCAUUGUGGCAAAUGAUCCAGAGCCUGAACCAUACCAACUGUCAGCCAGCCAACAGCAGUACAUGACUGAAAUUCAGAGUGCAUUUGAAAGGCUCAACUUGGUCAGAGAAGUUGCUGAUCAAAUGUCAAAUGUUUCUGUGCAGCAAGCUGCAAACAACCAGACCAAAUGUGCAAAAGUCAAACCGCGUAAAUCAAUUUCAUCAGCCUUGAUUAAGCCAUUUGCUUGUGAGAAGGAGGACUGCACCUUUAGUUCCAUUUCCAGUGAAGCACUGUGGAAACACCUCUCAAAAACCCACAGCUACACAAUUGAGAUGGUGAAUGUGGUUAAAAAAAGAUAUGGCCUAUAUGCUCCUUUUAAAUGUCAGAAAUGUAGUAAGGCAUUCACUCGAAACUCAAACCUCAGAGCUCACUACCAGUCAGCUCACAAAUUAUCAGCUAAAGAAAUUGCGGAUUUAGAUUUGAAGCGCAGGCUGGCCAAAGAUGCUGCGUCCGCUGCUAUUCAAAACCAACCUGUGGGUAUAAACUCUGCUCCAGAGGCUCGGUACAACACGACAGUGGAGAACGGGACACAUGUGUGUCCGCUCAAAGAUGCCACAAAACAGGAUUACCCAUCACAGGUGCUGGGGCCCUGCACUAACACAGUCAUAACGAAUACCAAGUUUCAGCAAGACAUUCGCUCCACAGUGAUCUGUCCUUUGCAAGCAGCUCACAUGCAUAACCAACCAGUGACUCCUUCAAGACAGGCACAGACUUCAACUACGUCCUUCCCAUCAGUAAAAGCAGCAGAACAAUGGUUACAUGAACAGCAAAGAAACUUGCCUGUUCAGCAUCCAGUGGUUGGCGACUCCUUACCUACAGUGUCACCUUUGCUCACCCAGGCUCUCUUGGCCACAGCUCAGGCUAAGGAGCCACAGUCCUCCAACAAUCAUUCAGCUUUCAAUAGGCACUCAAUAGGUCAGCCAAGUAUAGAUGUUACAAAGAAGACUAAAGAGAGGAAGCCCAAGUUAGGUGAUGCAACGAGUCCAUACAGACCAUAUCGCUGUGUUCAUCAAGGCUGCGUGGCAGCUUUCACUAUCCAGCACAAUCUGAUCCUCCACUACAGGGCUGUUCACCAGUCUGCCCUGUCGGCACUGGAGGUAAACAAAGAGCAAGACCAGUCUGAGGCUGCGAAUGAACUGGACCACGAGGAUGAGCCAGAGGCAGAGUUCCCUCAGGUUUCUGAGUUCAGAUGCCAAGUCAAAGACUGCUCCCGUGUUUUCCAACAAGUACCCAACCUCUUUCAGCAUUAUGUCCAGCUCCACGAAUUUAGUCUAGAUAAAGUUGGCAGUCUGUUGUCCAGCGUCAGACUCGGCAAGUUUGCUUGUGGCCAUCAAGGAUGUAAGGAAUCCUUCACUGCUUUCAGGAGUUACGUAGGUCACGUCAAAGAUGAGCACAAAGAUAUAAAGCUGGCCAAACCAGAACAUUUAAAUGGUUCUUUCAAGUGUGAAAUUGAAGGCUGUGACCGUUCAUAUGCCACAAAGUCAAAUCUGAUCAGACAUAUCAUGAAAAAGCAUCAGGAUCUGCACCAGUCUAAAUUAAAGAGUCAACAAAUAAAAGAUGGCGCAAAACAGACUUCAAAGACAUUGCAUUAUCAAAUUACUAAGACAAGUAACGGGAAAGAAAACAUUGAAACCAAUAAAAAGUUUUUGAGAGCAAGUGACACAAAGAGGGCUAGCAAGUCAAAGAACAAUCACUGGGUUAAAUAUGGAAAACCCUCGCUGAAAUCUAAACUGGAGGCGUCCGCUUUGUGCACGAAGAAAUUACCUCUGCAGUACCCCUGCAUGAUCAAAGGCUGCGAGUCUGUAAUGAAGUCAGAGCGGAGUAUAAUGAAGCAUUACAUUGGCCACGGACUUUCAGAAAAGUACCUGGAACAGCACAGAAGUCACUUUAUCUUCUGCAAAAAGUUUCCGCGGCAGAAGUGUCGCUCAAUCAGGAGUGACGACUCCAAAUCUGACAACACCUCAGACAUGUCAGACGUCGAGACGGCUGCAGACGCCAGCCUGGAGGGCAGAGAGUAUGGAUGCUCAAAGCCGGUCCUACGCAGAAGGGCUGCAGCAGGGAUCCCUGUAGCAUUGUUUGACAGCAAAUUAUCAAAUGAUGGGAUCUCUGAUGGUUCUGUGAUACUUAAACGCAAGCGAGGGCGUCCACGAAAAUACAUUGAAAAAAUUGUGAAACGCAAGAAGAUUCCACAUCCAACCAAGGCGGACGUGGUUUACAGCCGGGACAAUGAAGCUGUCUCCUCAUGUCCUGCUGUAAUGCAGGACGAGAGGACUGAGCAGAGCGUGCCGCUGGCUUCUUUUAAACCAAUGGGAUUUGAAAUGUCCUUCUUAAAAUUCCUAGAACAGUCGAAUAAAUCUGAGCACCCGUUGAUGAAGAAUGUCUCGGAGGCAGUAAAGUGCAGGCAUCCGUUCAGCCUGAGUACCAAAGGCAACUGUGUCAGGUUCAGCAACCGUCAGAAUCUGAAAUCACUGAGCAAGGUGAAAAUAAACCUGGACACGGCCUUUUCAUCGUCUGUCUCUGACCUGAUGUUAAAACAGCUGCAGGACAUGCGUCCUGCUGUGUUGUUAGAAAAAUAUAAUUAACACUUUUUUUCCUUUUUUUUUUCUUUUGGAAGCAGAAUCUCAGGAUUUGAAUGAGUAAAAUCUGCUGCACACUGGUGGCCCUACAUGUAAAAUGUUUUUUUUAUACAUCCAUCUAUAAACACCUGUUACCUGUACAUGGUUGUCUAUUGUUUUUUAACUAGAAAGAUGUAAAGCAUGUUUUUAAAUACAAAAAAGAACAUUUGGGUUUAGUAGAAAUAGGACAUCAGUUUAGGGUGUCUUGAUUAUCCCUGUGGAACUUGGAGAUUGGUGGACUGAAAUUGACUGUGUAGUUUGUGGUUGAAGAUGUUUGUGUCGUGUAUAGUUUGAAAUUACCCACUGCAGCCAGCAGCCCAAUUUUUUUUUCUUUUUUUUUUGUAACAUAUGUGUGUUGGGGGUGCAAAAAAUUGAUGCCUUUCAUGAUGUAAUGUCUGGAGCUCCUGCAUGCACACUGAUGAUAAUGAUUUUGUGGAAAGGUUUUUUGAAUGACAAACAGAUGUUCUCAUAUUAAAUAUUCA